AGACACAAGUCUCCACAAAGAAGAAGACUCGAUUGACGGACGCAUGAAAACAUUAGUGUUUGAAUGGAGUAGCCUGCUUUCUAUUGAUGAUUGAUCUCUUUAAGGGUUUGACCACAGGCAAGUCCUACACGCGAACAGGAAAAUGUCAGCAACAUGUCCGGACCGAAGCAGCCGGUGGCAAGACAUUCAGAAAGGACUGCAGUUUAUUCAGUCUACACUGCCCUUUCCUGGCACCCAGGAGCAGUAUCAGGUGUACAUUUGGAAUUUGGUGAGGAAUCUGUUUGGCGAGGGAAAUGACGUGUUUCUUGAAGGCGACUGGGCGAGAUCCGUUGAAUCAUACACAGAGGCCUUAAACAUAGCAGAGUAUGCAGAAUCAGAGGACAUCUGCAUCUCUCAAGACCUUUGGGAGAAGCUUCAUGCUAAUCGUGCAGCAUCCUACUUAAACAUUGGAGUGCACGAUCAAGCCCUGGAAGACUGUGAAAAAGCUCUCCAACUGAAUGAAAACAACUACAGGGCACUUUACCGGAAAGCACGAUGUCUUAAAGAGAUGGGAAGACAUAAAGAGGCUUAUGAGGCUGUUGCUAAAUGCUCCAUGGCAGUGCCUCAGGAUACUCAUGUGAUUGAAAUGACUCAGGAGCUUGCAAAAAUGUUGGGACUGAAAAUCCGUAAGGCUUAUGUGAGAAGCAAGCCUGCUUUAAAUGUUUUGCCUGGCUCCAGUCUGUCAGGAGCUGUUAAUGAUAAGCAUUCUCAAAGCUCUGCAUCUGUGGAGGACAUUGAAAUGGAAGUUGGCCAGUCUAUGCAGGGUAUGGGUGGCCCAUUACCAGUCAGCAUGCCAGUGUGUGCCACUGUAAGUGAGAAGGAUGAAGUUGAGGCUAAGCCUCCCGUCGGUGUAAUCUCACCACCAGUCAUCCCAGUUGAAACUCAUAACCCAGAGCCUGUUCCCAUGCCUCUGCAUGUUCCCCUGGUUAAUGGAACCAGGCCCAACAACUCCUACACAAUACCGGAGUCUCGCUUGGACUAUGAUACAGAUAUUAUUGGCGAUGAUUUGGAUGAGCUGUUAGACAGCGCAAGUCCUUCAGAGACUUCUUUGGAUAUUCCUACAGUAGAUGGUCCUAUUCCUUUACCAACCAGUAUUGCUGCCAGUUGUUCAAUGCAGAGUUCUCUGCUCAUGCCUUCCAGCCUGAGCCAUCCAUUUAUGAACAUGGCUCCACAGUGCACAAUAAAUUUGCCUGCUCUCUACCACAAACCAAUUUCAUCAUAUUCUCUCGGUCUGGACACAUUUUCAUCAGCACUGGAUUCAUUGGAUAGUUUGUCAGUUUCAGAGUCUCAGAAAGAAAAUCAUUUUAGUCAGCAUCAUUUCAUGUCGCUGGGCAACAGUGACAUGCCAGUGGCAAGCAUUCCACCCAUCGGGAUGGGUUUCAGUACAUCCGAGGGGACGUACACGCAUAAUUAUCCACCGCAGUUGGAUCUUGCCAAGAAUCCUCUUGCUGAUACCCAUGAUUUCAAACAGGCCUGUUCCUCAUGCUAUAUUAAAACCGGACCUGGAGUACUGGAUUACACCUACCAUCCAGAGGACCACAAAUGCAAAAAGGAAUUGCUUUUGGGAAGACUUAAACACACAGAACUCCCAACAUGGAAGCUUAUUCGUCCAAGACCCACCAAAAACCAGUACAUGGGGCCUUAUUAUAUUUGCAAAGAUGUAGCAAUGGGACAAGAAUGCAGGUAUCUAGGACACUGUACCUUUGCUUACUGCCAAGAGGAAAUUGAUGUGUGGACCCUGGAACGCAAAGGCUUCAUCUGCAGGGACAAUCUAUGUGAUCCUUAUGGAUCGAGACCCAAGAUCAAUUUGUCUGUUCCUAAAAUCCUACAGGAGCACCAUGGGAUUUUUAUGUUCCUCUGUGAGGUGUGCUUUGAUCACAAACCCAGAAUAAUCAGCAAAACCAAUAAGGACAACCCCAGUCUAUGCUCUCACCCAGUGACAAAGCAUGCAUUUGAGGAAAAGAAGUGCCUUGUACAUAUUUUGAAGGACAAAACCGUUAGGUACUCCAAAAUCCGUUCCUACCACCCUUAUUGCCAGAUGGAUCUGUGUAGGCAUGAGGUGCGAUAUGGGUGUCAGAGAGAGGAUUCCUGCUUUUAUGCGCACAGCCUCAUUGAGCUCAAAGUCUGGAUGAUGCAGAGUGAACAAGGUAUCAAACAUGAAAGUAUCGUUCAAGAGUCCCAGAAAUAUUGGAAUAUGGAUGCUGCUACUCAUGCCCAGGUGCUCCAAGCCCUGCGCAGAUUUGGACCACCUAACCUGAAGUUGCAGUUCGUAUGUGCGCAGUGUUGGAGAAACGGUCAAGUCAGUGAGCCAGACAAAGACAAGAAGUACUGCAGUGCCAAGGCUAGGCAUCCUUGGUCUAAAGAGAGACAAGUGGUUCUGGUUAGCUCAGUUGAACGGAAAAAGUGGACAACAGUUCGCCCUCUCCCAACAAAAAAGCCCAUUCCUGCUCAGUUUGAAAUUUGCCUGCAUGUGGCAUCAGGCAAAAAGUGUCAGUACAUUGGAAACUGCAGCUUUGCACACAGCACAGAGGAACGAGAUUUAUGGACCUUCAUGAAAGAUAAUAAUAUUGCAGACAUGGAGCAGCUGUAUGAGAUGUGGCUGCUGUCACAGAAGCCGGGGUGGAGUGAGGAAACCUCCAGCAGUGCUGCCAGAGAGAAUGGCAAACAGAUUCACAUGCCCACAGAUUAUGCAGAGGAAGUGGCUGGCAACCAUUGUUGGUUGUGUGGGAAAAACUGCAACAGCGACAAGCAGUGGCAGCAGCACAUCACCUCUGAGAAGCAUAAAGAGCGAGUGUUCAACUCUGAGGACGAUCAGAACUGCUGGCAAUAUCGCUUCCCUACAGGCACCUUCAAAGUCUGUGAGCGGUUCCUCAAGGGCACCUGCACAGAGGAGGAACUUUGUAAGCUGGCACAUGGGGAGGAGGAGUUGAAGGAAUGGAAGGACAGAAGAGAAUUCCUUUUGAUGAAACUUGCCAAAGCCAGAAAAGAUCACUUGAUGGCACCAAAUGAUAAUGACUUUGGCAAAUAUAGUUUUCUACUUAAAGAUAUUAACUAAUGUUUUAAUUAAUUUGACGAUUGAUGCAGGGUGUUCUGGAACUAAAAUACAUCUUGGGCUCGGUAUUGAAUCAGGCAAGCAUGGUGUAGCUCUCGGCGGAGGAGGGAAAAGCAUUCCUCCUAGAUUUUAAUGGAAAGCACAGAGCUGGCCUUGUGUUCAGAGUUAUCACUGGCUUUGUUGCUUUUAUGACUGGUUAAAAUGAAUGCACUAUCGCCUUUUUAUUUUUUUGUUAUUAAAUAUCAUGGCGGAUCACCUUUCAGGAAGUAAAAUGUGGAUUUUGUUCAUGAAUCCCAAAGCAAAAGUGCAGUAUAUAGGUAUGGAAGGACAUAAUGGAUAUACUGAGAGAAGCCCUCUGAGAUUUCAUGACCGAUUUCUGUCUUUUUUUUUUUUGUUUUGUUUUGUUUCUUUACUCCCGUUUUGGAAUGUUGGGUCCUGUUUCUGUUAUUCAGCAUCCUCACCAAAUUAGUAUAUUGUAUGAUUGCUGUGUUAAAGCCUGUUGGUAUUAUAAGGACCAACAUAAAAUGCAAAGUCUUCAUCUUUUCAGCUUCCAAAUUUAUACCAUUUAGGUGUAUUAAUAGAGACGUGAUAAGGGAUAUGGUUGGCAUCACCCAAGGGAGUUAGGUUGAUGUCAAGACAUGUUUUAUCCUUGAGUGAGAGAUAUUGGAUAAGAACGACCUUUCUAGUUGCACCUCUGUAAAAAUGUUAAAUAAAUGCAUUCUCGCUUGGA
Myxocyprinus asiaticus (Chinese sucker) is the source of this 3821-nucleotide messenger RNA. RefSeq names its product zinc finger CCCH-type containing 7A (gene zc3h7a). The record is from RefSeq and is a predicted model, not a curated record. Gene Ontology annotation, molecular function: miRNA binding; protein binding; metal ion binding. Gene Ontology annotation, biological process: miRNA processing. Lineage: Eukaryota; Metazoa; Chordata; Actinopteri; Cypriniformes; Catostomidae. The transcript has 23 exons. Bases 143 to 3094 code for a protein of 983 amino acids.